AGACCUCCUUCAGCUCUUUUACCGAGCAGCAGCAUCAAGUUAACCGACAUUUUGACUGUAUGACGCCACCAGGAAAUAGCUCACAACCGCUGCAACCAUUGGCCACUUGUCUGUCUUUCAAACGGGUACACCGGCAAAUUGAGGCAAUUUAAUUGGAUCCAUCUGCUGUCGGUCACCCUGCAAGCAUCAAAAGGGGCGGGAAGUUUGGUAUUGGAGAUUUCUCGGCGGAUCCAGUAGCAGAUUAAUAAACACAAUUGAUCAUUGAGUUCAGCGACCUACACGAAUUCAUUUUACUCAGAGUUAACGUAUUGUGAAGAAGGGAAAUGCUCGAUAUAUGGCUGAGGGAAAACUGUACAAGUUAUGUAGGUUGAUGAUCGUCUGAACAUGAUCCAUCAAUCAGCAUUUGAGUAGCUAACGUUACCUACGUAGAACGUUGCUUUGCAUCACAAUGUAGGUUCACAUACUGGUGGCCUGGAACGUUGCAGGCGUUUCUGAAGACAUCUCGAGCCAGCUAAACGAAAGGACACCAGGAUGAGCAAACAAGAGAAGAUGGAAUUGGACCUCGUAAUCCCAUCAACACUAGUUCAGAGCGACGGACACCUGAGACGAUCCAACAGCGCCCCAAUGAUUAAUGGACUAAGUGACAAUUCCCAGGUUUUCCACAGAGAGAUUCUACGCAGCAGGCGAAACAGCACCACUGUUGUCAACCGCCCUAAUAUGGUCCCUUCAUCGCCCAUUCGUGUCCCCAGCACAAGGCUUCAUCAGAUCAAGCGGGAGGAAGGUGUGGAUGUGAUGAACAGAGAGACAGCCCAUGAACGGGAGGUUCAAGCAGCCAUGCAGAUGAGUCAGUCCUGGGAGGAGAGUCUGAGUCUGGUGAGAAAUGAUGAUGCUCCCAUGAGUGACAAUGACUUUGAGAAAUCUGCUUCGUCGUCCCCAAAGCGCAUCGACUUUGUGCCUGUGUCCCCAGCACCAUCCCCUACAAGAGGGAUAGGGAAGAAGCAGUGCUUCUCCCCUUCAUUGCAAAUUCUGGUGAGCAGCAAUGGCCUAUCCCCCAGCCCUAUACCUAGCCCAACGCGACGCUUCAGCCGGCGGAGCCAAAGCCCCAUUAACUGCAUCAGGCCCAGCAUCCUGGGGCCCAUCAAACGUAAAGGGGAGAUGAUGGAGAUGGAGAGCCAGCCAAAGAGGCUCUUUCAUGGGACCACCACCAUGUUGUCCUCUGAUUUGCCUACUCCCCAACAACUGACAGACUUCAACUCCUGUCUCUGUCCAGACGUGCUAGACGGCAGCCUCAGCAGCGUGGGUUCUUCCACUGGCUCGCCAGCCAAGAUGGACGGAGUCUCAGAGUGUCCUUCCUCCAGCAACUCUCCCUUCACCCCCCUCCACGACCACUCCCCAAAAUAAACAAGGGAACAUGAGUCUCUAAACAAGGGUGAAGAUGAGGCACAAAAGCCACCUUGGCUGUAUGAGUUUCCUUUAGACUCACCCUUUUCACUUUUCUUUAGUUAAUGUGGGAUUCCCUUCCCCUGCUGGUUGCUUUCGCAAGGCUGUUUGCUAGGGGAGGAGAGGAGGUGUGUGUUUGCAUUGAAAGGAAACCAAAGCCUUGGAUGUGUGCUGUGUUGAUGCACCAUGCUGUAGUAGGCCCUAGUAAGAGUAGGGGUUGAUUGUGGAUGCUAUGUACACCAGCUGCUAGAUAUAGAUCCUUUACAUGGUGCUGCUUUGCACCACAGUGGUCAGAACCACGACAUGUUUACCCUGCAUCACAUGACCAUGUCAGCCGCAGUAUUGGAUGGAAAAUUACUGCCUGGAUAUGGAGGAAGACCCCCACUAAGUUUGUUUUCUGAAAAAAUCUCCAGGCCUUUUGGUGUAUGUGCACGAAAUUGUCUGCAGACAUUGUAUGAAAGGAUUAAACUUGUUUUUCCUGCUUUACAUAAUUUUGUAAGUAUGUACAUAAUUCUCAAUUUAUUAUUAUUAUUAUUAUUAUAGGUUUGUGAUUGGCCCUGUGCCCGUAUUAACCGCACAGCUUCAACAGUGAACGGACAAUUCCCUCUAAACAGCGGAUUAGAAAUUCUGUUUCCUUACUCCUCCAGGGGUGCGAAUAUGGUCGUUCUCUACGGAUCAAGGAACUGUCAUUCUGGUUGAUGCUCUACCUUUUGUUAGCCCUUAAUCUAGUCCUUCACUGGCAUGCUGCAACUAUAGUUGCCAGUGAGUUGGGUAGUGUCACGUCCAGCCAUCAUCCCUGCAGAUUGUACUAGGGGAACAGCAUGAGAGGGGGCUGUCAGGAUUCGAACAUGGUAGACUCCGAUCUCUGAAUCUUUGCCUAGACAUUGCCAUAGACGUGCAGCCAAGUUUUCACUUCAGAACCUUUUUAUGAAAUUUCUUGUUUGUUGGAGCCAUUUUUUGUGGUAUUUUUUUUUUUUUGCCUACAUAAUUGCAUCGGUUGAUACUAAAUAUUAGAGUAGCGCACCCUGUUCUCCUUUUUACCCUGAAAUUAAAUCAAUAGAAUGGUUUAGGACAAACACACUGUAGUGCAUGGAACAAAAUCAUGCCAUUAUAUAAAAAGAAAAAAAAAGGGACAUGUGUUGUAUCCAUAUACUGUGGUCAACAUAUGGCAUAGCUUUUAGUGCAAGAUGUUUCACUGGAUGUGUUGUUUAUGAAUAAAAUGUGCAAUGAACAUUCGUAAGCAAUACCAAAGAUUGACCAGGGGAAAUGUAAAGGCAGACUUUGUUUUUCUCUGAAAAUCCAGUUGUACACUGAUUCACAAAUGUGAUUUUAGACCAUUGUAAAACAUUUGGGGGCUAGUCAUUUCAGUUAAUCCUGUUCGAAUGGUCUCUUAAAUUGAUUUCUUAGUUAUUUUUCCUGUUUUAUUUCAAGGUGUGCCAUCUUACGAAGGGAGUGUGAAACUCCACUUUGUCAUAAGUAAGCAAGAGUGAUUGUAAAUCCUUUUUAUGGAAGUAAGUCAUCAAUUUUUUUUCUGAAAUUAUUAAGUUUUGAAUACAAAAAUGGCAAGCCGGUCGUUCAGGUCUGCUUGCCCUGCUGUCAAUAUGAUUGGUGUGAUUUAUUUUGGUCCAUGUUUUAUUUUGUCCUGUUCAUUUUUCAAUGUCUGCAAUAUGUCUAAGGCAUGAGAUGGGCAGAGUAAAUCAAAGUGUUUAUGUUCGUGAUGGGAGGGUGGUAGACUAGUUAGACCAACCCUUUGCUCGUGUCCCUUGCUGGACUGAAACAUUUCCCCUGUGAUCCUUUCAUAUCAAAGACAUCUAUAUUUCCAUUCAAUGACUGGUGUUCUGCUUUGUUGUUGAUAGACUUUAAAUGUUUUUUUAUAUAUAUAUAUAUUUCUCCCCCUCUUAAUAAACCAUUGGAUUGACAAUUGG
This is a messenger RNA of Oncorhynchus kisutch (coho salmon), 3365 nucleotides long. Its product is annotated as protein FAM122A-like. The record is from RefSeq and is a predicted model, not a curated record. Lineage: Eukaryota; Metazoa; Chordata; Actinopteri; Salmoniformes; Salmonidae. The coding region runs from base 532 to 1401 and encodes 289 amino acids. Gene Ontology annotation, molecular function: protein serine/threonine phosphatase inhibitor activity. The transcript is spliced from 11 exons.